Messenger RNA from Haliotis rubra (blacklip abalone), 1323 nucleotides. RefSeq names its product A disintegrin and metalloproteinase with thrombospondin motifs 20-like. NCBI's taxonomy places the organism in Eukaryota, Metazoa, Mollusca, Gastropoda, Lepetellida, Haliotidae. The record is from RefSeq and is a predicted model, not a curated record. Gene Ontology annotation, molecular function: metalloendopeptidase activity; zinc ion binding. Bases 163 to 1140 code for a protein of 325 amino acids. The transcript has a single exon.
GUUAAAUUGUCAAAUGCUGAAAUCCUGUCCACACACGCAAGUGGGCUCAUAACCUGUGGACGCUACUGCCUUGGGAAAAGAUAUUGUGUGUCAUUUAACUAUGAUCCAGAAAACCAUCAGUGUGAUCUCAACUAUAAGUCAUCUGAUAGCACAGACGCACACAUGGGAAGUUUUUCAAGCUUUCUGUUCUCGGACAUUCAACAUUGGCCACAGCGACUGUCUGCUAUGUGCUCCAAUCAUGUGUGUCCUCUCAAUACCAUUUGCAUUCCUGAAGGAGAACCAGUUUGUAAGGUUUCUGGUUGUUUAAUGUCUGAUCUCCCUGCCAUUCCCCAUGCAGUUUUAAAUACCACAGUAUCGGCUCGGGAGCUUCCUAUAGGAACUGUUGUGAAGUAUGUAUGUGAAUCCGAUUUCUACCCAGAAGCCACUGCGUCAUGUGGACUGAGUGGAAAUUGGUCGUACACAGGUUGUCGUUUAGCUGUACCAUCAUCCUGUCUUGAGGUGAAGCAGUGUGGGCCGGCCAGUGUUGAUGGGGAGUACUGGAUCAGGUUGCCUAACUUCGAUUUCUAUCCAACUCGCAUCUACUGUCACAAUAUGACAAGUGGGGAGCCUGAGGAAUUCCUGACACUUCACCAUGAAAAUUAUGGUAUUUUCCCCAGUAAGACGAACCUACGUUGCAUGGGAGAAAGAAAUUUGUAUCACACUUGUGAAGGGCGUCAAGGUGAAGUAUGGUUCUCUAAAAUUAAAGUUGAUCCUGUCACAAUGUACGUUUCUGUUGAUGACACCAAGUAUGCAAACAUUUCACAAACACCUCCAAAGUACGGAUAUGCGAGGGAUUGUUAUGGUACCCAUGAAGAUUUGAAGGUCAGGUCUUGUGGAACAAAAGGGGAAUUCAUCAUCGAUCUCCGAGGAACAGGAUGGAUCAUCUCAAGAGACCAGCAGUGGGAAGUUAAAGGCUUUAAAUCUGCUAUGGAGACUUUAUCAAGGAGUUCGGAGGGAGCUGUUAUUCAUCUCAAAUGUGGCGGUUUUGUAGGAGGUUGUAUUCCCAAGGGCAAGUUGGCGUUAGUACCGAAUGUGCUGGACAAUAUCACUGAAAUAUCAGUUGUCAAGUACCAAUGUAACUGGCGAAAUGAAAUACGUUAAACGUUCAAUUAAUUGAUCAUUCUAAACCAUAUCCGUGCCCCAAUAAAGACCAAAACAUGGUCAAUUUUCAGAGGGUCUGUAGGGGAAAUGCAAACGUCAAACGAUGAUCAUACCCACCGUUGUUUUUCUCUUAACAACUUCAACAGAAGAUGUCAUUUUUUAUUUAUCGAUUGUGAUCCCAUU